UGAACAUGUAUGAGUGAGUACUUUCUACCACUACAAAUGAUUUUGAUUAUAGAAAUACUCACAAUUGCUCCGAAGUAUCAUGCACACGGCUCAUCCGCCUGCCGAUGAAUCGAGUUCGAUGACAGCGAAACAUCGUACCUGUUUCGUCGAUUUAUGGUAUAACAUGAAGUGGAGCGUUGGCAGCUGUGUUCGCAGCUUGAAUCGAGCCUCGCUUUAGUUGUGGUAUCAAUGUGCUAGCCUUUGAGUUCCGCAUGUUGACGCAAGGCUCAUCAAGGAGAUAGGAGGAACGGUCUCGAAGCGCAUCCGCGAAUACAAUCAGACUGUUUCGCUAAACUAUCGAGUCCUUGCGGUAACGACAUAGAAACUCACGUAAAACAAUACGAAUGCUGGAAGAUCAAGAUAAGUAACUUAGAAGUUCGCCGUGAAGAACUACCAGUCGUAACAGCAGCAAGAACAACCAUCAGACGAGCCGAAAUUGCUGUCCUGUGGGAACAAGAGACGACACCUGUACUGACGCCAACAGCAAUAAAUUCUUGGUGAUAGAUUGCAACAAAUUGGUGAAAAGAUGCGUCUAGUAGUCAAGGAGACCCCGGAUGCUCACACGGCAGUAGUAACUGGCCUGGCUUGGGCUAAAACAGAAAAGCAGUUUGAGCUCUUUACAUUACGGCUAGAGAUAGAUCUUCAUCUCUGUGUUCCCAGAUAGAAGUUCAUCCCUGUGUUCUUACGGCUGACCUUAGAAGGUCAGCGCUUACUUCCAACUCUUCUCCUAGUGCAGUUCAGCCUGGUGCGUACCAGGCUGAGCAUGCCUUGUUGAAGACCAGAGAUAGUUCCUGUGUUCCCUGUAGUUCCGUUAGCCCUGUGUUCCCUGAAGUUCCGUUAGCCCUGUGUUCCCCUUCCCUGUAGUUCCGUUAGCCCUGUGUUCCCCUUCCCUGUAGUUCCGUUAGCCCUGUGUUCCCCUUCCCUGUAGUUCCGUUAGCCCUGUGCUCCCCUUCCCUGUAGUUCCGUUAGCCCUGUGCUCCCCUUCCCUGUAGUUCCGUUAGCCCUGUGUUCCCCUUCCCUGUAGUUCCGUUAGCCCUGUGCUCCCCUUCCCUGUAGUUCCGUUAGCCCUGUGUUCCCCUUCCCUGUAGUUCCGUUAGCCCUGUGCUCCCCUUCCCUGUAGUUCCGUUAGCCCUGUGCUCCCCUUCCCUGUAGUUCCGUUAGCCCUGUGUUCCCCUUCCCUGUAGUUCCGUUAGCCCUGUGCUCCCCUUCCCUGUAGUUCCGUUAGCCCUGUGCUCCCCUUCCCUGUAGUUCCGUUAGCCCUGUGUUCCCCUUCCCUGUAGUUCCGUUAGCCCUGUGUUCCCCUUCCCUGUAGUUCCGUUAGCCCUGUGUUCCCCUUCCCUGUAGUUCCGUUAGCCCUGUGUUCCCCUUCCCUGUAGUUCCGUUAGCCCUGUGUUCCCCUUCCCUGUAGUUCCGUUAGCCCUGUGUUCCCCUUCCCUGUAGUUCCGUUAGCCCUGUGUUCCCCUUCCCUGUAGUUCCGUUAGCCCUGUGUUCCCCUUCCCUGUAGUUCCGUUAGCCCUGUGUUCCCCUUCCCUGUAGUUCCGUUAGCCCUGUGUUCCCCUUCCCUGUAGUUCCGUUAGCCCUGUGUUCCCCUUCCCUGUAGUUCCGUUAGCCCUGUGUUCCCCUUCCCUGUAGUUCCGUUAGCCCUGUGUUCCCCUUCCCUGUAGUUCCGUUAGCCCUGUGUUCCCCUUCCCUGUAGUUCCGUUAGCCCUGUGUUCCCCUUCCCUGUAGUUCCGUUAGCCCUGUGUUCCCCUUCCCUGUAGUUCCGUUAGCCCUGUGUUCCCCUUCCCUGUAGUUCCGUUAGCCCUGUGUUCACUGUAGUUCCGUUAGCCCUGUGUUCCCUGUAGUUGCGUUAGCCCUGUGUUCCCUGUAGUUCCGUUAGCCCUGUGUUCCCCUUCCUUGUAGUUCCGUUAGCCCUGUGUUCCCUGUAGUUCCGUUAGCCCUGUGUUCCCUGUAGUUCGAUUAGCAUUUUUACGGCUACACCAGUUCAUCGCUGGUGGGUGCGUCCCUGUUAAAGUAUUUCCCGGACUCACUUAAGUACUUAGUACGGCAAAAGAGGACAACAUCAUGGUGGAAAAUGAUGUAUCGGUCACUUAGCGCAGUCGAUUAGCGCAAUCCAUCUCUAAUCAAUUGCGCAGACGACCAAACAGUGAAAAGAUGGGACCACGACGGAGAAAGAGCAGUGACAAAGGUGGAUUGCCCCAGCUACUGCACUGCUUUGGAUAUUUUACCGUUAAGAAGAGAAUAAGUCUUUCUAUUAUCGGUAGACCACAGAAUAAGACGAAAGGCACGUCUCACUUUUCUAGUUUGCAUGAGGAGGUCUAACUGGCAAGUCUACUAGAGUGCUUCUUAUUCUUUCACUAUUAUCCUAUUGUCGGUAGACCAGCACUCUGACUUUACUCCUCCUCUAACACCCGCAUCCGCUGACGGUCUAGUUGCCGUCUCUUUCUCAGACGGAAGUUUUGCACUGUAUACAAAAGCAGGGCGCGAAGAUAAGAGGAUUCCUAACGCACAUAGAGGAGGGAUCACAACAGUACUGAUUAGUAAUUUUGAUACUUUUCAUCUGACCACUCGUCUUCUUACCUUCUGAAUCGAUAAGAAAGUAUUUACACGGGCCUAGUACAGGGUCUCAACACCAAGAGCGUAAGUACUAGAAAAUUGACUUCUUUCUCAUAUUUUUAUAAAUAUUCAUGAAUUCGAACAACCGGUUAGUUUUUACCUCUACAAACUUAGGCUCGCUUAUCCCGUGCAACAAUAUAUUCAUGAAUUCGAACUUCAUCCUUCACCCCUUGCUCCCCAUCAUACGAACAUCCCACAACCGGCACGACAGAUAAAAUGGAACUACGAGGGGAGUGCGAUAGUAACGGGAGGGGAGGAUGGUCUCUGCAAGGUCUGGUCGAAGAGUGGGAUGCUCAGAUCGAGUGUAGCACAACAGGCGCAUCCCAUAUACGCGGUCGCGUGGAGUCAGGAUUCCGAAUCUCUAGUUUUCUGCUGCGAAAAGAGUCUCACCUGUAUAUCAGUGCAGGCAGGCCAAAAACAAACGAGCUGGAAAGCACAUGACGGUACUUAAUUGGAAAAAUUGGACUUCUUGUUAGGUCCGUUUGGCUAUACAUCUGCACUUCAAAGCCAAAAGGCGAAUAACACUCCAAGAUUUCGAUUUUGUUUUGAUGGUUCUACAACUUAGUACGCUAAAUUAGACUCCUAUGUAUCUUAUCAGGGCUGAAUUCGACUUCUAUCUUGUUAGGGCUACUAAAUUAUACGCCAAACAAGGUAUCGUUCUCUGUUGCGACUGGAGUGCAUCGAGUGGUGGCCUCAUCGUCUCUGGAGGCGAGGAUUGCAGGUAUAAGGUGUGGGAUUCAUACGGCAGAUUGCUAUUUAACUCCCAGCAACACGAGCACGUGAUCACCAGUGUAGCAUGGGCACCGGAUGGGAAGACCUUUGCAUUAUGGAUGUCAUGAUGAUACUGUGGAAUAGUGAGUACUAGUAGGGUAGACGCUUAAAGUAGGUCGGACGAUAGGUGUAGAUUUGUGGCCGAAUGUACGGCCUUAUGCGCCCCCAGUAUGUAAUUUGUAUGACAUUAGUUGAGCGUGUUAAUUAGUUGAUUGAAAGGGCGGCGGCAUCACAGAUACACACAUGACAUAGGUAGCUGGUUUGAAUUUUCAGACAUAGAUAGCACAUAGACAUAGAGCUGUCCAACCCAAACUAAGAACAAAUGAAUUGACAAUCUCAAAAUGAUCUUUUUCUAAUCCCAGUAGGCGCUUUCAAUCUAUUGAAACUCUGUGACAGAAGUGGAUGGAGCCACGUUAGGGAGACGACAAAUACUGGGAGUAUCUUCAGUAUCAGAUGGUCCUUGGAUGGGACAGGCUUUGCGGGAGCUGGAGGUCUUAAUACUAGAAUGUCUGCUUUCAUCAUUUUCGUGUUGUUAGAGGAAAGAUUUCUGAUGUGGAGACGUUUGUACUGUGCCAAGAGUAGAUUGUGAAGCAGUGAAGUUGCUCUUUUGGAUGAACUACUGUUUUUUGUGCUCGACAAAGAGCAAGACGGACACAUUAAAGGAAUCUCCAACGAACCAGGUAACGGCUCCCUAGUAUUCGGCAAUCUAGUGGACCGCAGUAUGAGCUGGCAGAGCCUGGACGUAGCGCUGGAUAGCAGCUUAAACACGCUUGUUAAGGCUGGUAGUCUUCGUCCUCAUGCUAGAGUCUCUGAAAGUUCACCUCGGAGAAGAAUUGGAUUUCAGGGACGCACGGCACCUCCCCUGUGGCUGGCCCUGUGGCUUUUCGAAAUCUUUCUUUUCGAAAUCUUUCUAGUUUCGAAAUCUUUCUUUUCGAAGUCUUUCUAGUUUCUAUCCCUACUGAUAGUUUCUAGUUUCUAGCUUCUAGUGUCCCUGUCUAGUUUCUAGUUUCUAUCCCCACUCCACUCUCUGAGCCACUCUCUCUCUAAGCUCCUUGUCCGCGACUUGCUGCAUGAAACGAUCGAAGAAUUGGAUUUCAGGGACCGGGUUAUCGAGUUUUCGGUGGCGCAUGAUCAUCUAGUGGUGGUCACGAAUUACCAGGUUUUUAUAUACGCCAUCACGAAAGGGAUUUUGAAUUUAUGGCGAAGGUGGACAGUGUAUCUGUAUGAUGUUUGUAAUGUUGUGGGUCUGGAUCAUUGGCGUGGUGUUGGAUGAAAUACAGAAUAAUAAUUAUAUGGUCGUCGGUCCUCUAGAUUUCGAUGGUGAUUCAGAUAUACUGAUAUAAUCAGAGAUCAUUGUUCGUUGAUAUACGAAGCGUAGCAAACGGGGGCAGCCAAGUUGGACUUGAGAAGUCACUGUCACUCACUGUCACUCACUGUCACUCACCUGUCAGUCAUACGUAUAAGCUAGUGCACAUACGACCGCUUUCUUCCUUGUCCCUCCCUUCCUUCAUUUCCCACAACGCCACAAGUCGAAGACUUAAAGGAAGCUCCUACGCUGAUUCUGCAGUCCGUUGGCGUCUUCGCCUUAGCAGAUUCUCAGGGACUCCACGUUUUGUCCUAUGAAGCCAGAUCACUGCAGAGGCUACGGUAUCAAGGCAUGCGUGUGGAAUUUUUCACGGAGAGUAUGGCUGAGGGAGUGAAUGGACUAAAUUUGGAUGUUGCAUUGUCGUAGUCCUUAAUGCAUGGAGGACAUUUUUGGAAGUUUGUUAGUCGUGAUAUUUUCAUAAUAUAUAUAAAGAUGCAGUUGUGAAUGAAGCCUUUCAGCUCGUUUGUAUCUCUCCUCCUCCUCCUCCACUCUUUUUCUUGUAGUACGCAGCUGUCGUGAUACGGCAAUAUACCUCCUCAACUGCCUUACCCUUUCAUUCCAAAAACCGUCUCGCUCACUUCGGAUAUGGUGGCUGUCGUGGAGAAGAAUAGUGUGCGUUUAUUCGACCUUCAUACGGGAAAGCAAGUGAUGUCUGUGGACCAUAAGCAGGAAAUCACGCACGUCGCACUCAGUCAACACAGUGGAGAGGGCAAACGGUUUGUGGCAAUAUUAGACAAAAACAAGGACCUCUACCUCUUCCCGGCUCACAAACCACAUUUGGAGAAGCUGGGGAGUAUGGUAGACGACUUCCUGUGGAACGACGCAACGGAUAUGCUAGUGGCGUUGGUACUAAGAAGUUAUAAGUAUGAGCAUCCACCACCACCACCACCACUCACCUACUACGACCACCACCACCACCACCACCAUCACCACUCACCUACUACCACAGUGCAACUUGCUAAUUAUACCUAUAAUAUCUUUUCCUAACAACUAGCUGAUCUGAAUUUCCAACAACGAACUACAACCUGAUGUCACUUUCUCUGUUAGCCCACCUAGAACUCCUCUCAUCUUCUCCGCCUCCACCUCCGCCAGGUCGACCAAACUCUUUCGUGUUUCCUCUAUCCUUCGGUUGUCUUUGUCGACAAUACCUUGCUGCCGCUGACGGUGGCUACCAAGCCAUGCGACGCGGGGAAUUUUGCACAAUUGGUCUCCUUCCACGGUCCCCACGUGUUGAUACGGAAGGCGGACGGCAGCAACGUAGCGGCCAUGCUAUCGCCUUACCCGCUACUGCUCUACCACCAUAUCGAACGAGGUGCGUGGGACUUGGCGAUACGGCUCUGCAGGUUCUUUUACAUAUUCAUUGCGUUGGACUUGGCGAUACGGCUCUGCAGGUUCUUUUACUCAUUAAUUGCGUCAAAGUCACCACUUACAACAGGAACAUUUGAAGACAUCGCCCACCGCCUACUCUCUCAGAGACUAGACUGAUGUCCUUUCUACACUCUUACUCCACCGAAAUACUGAUCUUAGAAAGUCCUAGGUUCAUCUUAUUACUAAUUGCGUUCCACUUGGCUGGUUCUUUUACUUAAUUGCGUUGGACUUGCGAUAGGUGGAUGAGGAUUUCGAUCAUUCCAACCCAUUUCUUUGUCUAAAUGAAUGGAUCUUGAAACUAAACCUUCCACAGGUUCGUGAAACAGAGUGAGUGUUGGGCUUGCUUAGCCUGCCAGGGAAUACAGGCUCGAGAAUUGAACACCGUGGAAAUAGCACUAGCCGCCAUAAACGAGAUAGACAAAGUGCAGUAUGUGGCCUACAUCAACAACUUGCCGGACGAAGUGCUGAAGACGGCUGAUUAUGGAAUACAAGAUUUGAGUAGUUGCUUACAUGCUGACUCCCUCCUCUCUACUGUUGAUUGCGAAACGUGGUACUGUGCCCCUUUUGGUGGCCAGAAAACAGGCGGGUUCGUAGAGAAUAGAAUGAUAGAGGAGCACCAAGCUCCGCCUGCCGCCGGUUUGCGAACUGGAUAAAGCUGAGGCCGCUCUUUCAGUAGCCCCAGGAUACAAAAAAAAAAGAAAACAUUUUUCUGAAAUCUCCAAAUCCAAAUCCAAUGUUGAUGUUGUAUCAAGGUGGACAUCGUAUUUAUAUCUCUCCUGCUCAGACUGACACGAAGACAGAGGAAGUCUUGAUAUUUUUAGAAACUGUCUACUUUCUUACAUGCUUUGUUCGCAUCUACACAAGAAUGAUCUUAAAGUUAAAGUAUAAGCAUAAAUUUUCUAUCCUCUGGUUCCCGUUUGCUUUACUUCUUGCUUUACCUUUGUGCUUCUUCUAACCCCAGCUCGCGCUCUUUUGCAAGAAGCCUGAUGAGGCACUUUCAACGUUGCUAUCACACCGAAGAAUAUUCAGGGCUAUCAAGAUGUGCAUACGGCUGCACAGAUGGGAGCAAGCUUUGGAUUUGGCGGUCCAAAACAAAACGCAUGUGGAUACGGUAAUUAUAGGUGGAUUUGGUAAUUGCUAGAAUAAAUUAGUUGUGUCUCUAGUACUGGUAGAGGGAGCUUGAACCAACUAUACAAGAAGUGUCUCAUGUUUGUUCUUCUUCUUGUCAUUCUCCAAGGCGCGUGCCAGUUGCACACUAAUACCUCAUCCUCCCUACCUUAGGUCCUCGCCUACCGCGCAAGGCACUUGAAGCAGAUGCGGCACGUGGAGGGAAGCGAGAAAUUCAAGCAAUAUGCCGCGGAAGUGCCGCACGACUGGGAAACGGUACAGGCAAAGAUCGCAAUGGAGAAGGAGCGAGAGAGGAAUUAAUUUGAAUUUGCUGUAAUGAAUUUCAAUUCUUGCUCGAUAAAAGAGAAGAUGAGGAGAAAGCUCGAUGUAGUAGUAGUAGAUGUCUUACAAGAAAGGAAAAAAGAUAAGACCACUGAUGUCGAUUGUAAAAAAGCUACGCUGUCUUACAAAUUAAGUGCCGCGUCCACGAUUUCCAUCGACUAGAACUAGAUCGCUUCCAGUUCCAUGUAACUGCAAUACAUGAUGACUCCUCCUGAUAGACUAAGACUACUAGUACCAGUAAAUAACUCCUUUUUGCGAAUUCCUUUCUAGGCGUCGGCUUUUUGAGUAAGAUCAAACGCCACAAAUUAGGAUGAAUUCUUAUCGCAGUUGCAACUUUUUUAUGGGAAAAUAAACUAAACCACGCAAUAAAUGAAAAUGAAUCUUUGUAGUUACCAGCACUCUUCAGCUUUCAUAAGUCUUUUUUUUCGAUGCGAACCAAUACAGACAGAACUCUGAUUGGGAGAGUGG
This is a messenger RNA of Amoebophrya sp. A25, 8077 nucleotides long. Lineage: Eukaryota; Dinophyceae; Syndiniales; Amoebophryaceae. The record is from the annotation of a GenBank genome assembly.